AUGGCGACGGAACAAUACUUCAUCAUAGUCCCCGACCACCCCUCCGCCCCCCGCCUCGAAGUCCGUCCAAAACACUUCACAAAAAUCUCCCAGGAAUCCCCUACAUCCCUUCCACGCUGUCUUUUCGGCGGCGCAUACCUCUCUUCCCAACCGACACCAGAAACAAAUUCGACUCCGGAGAAAUGGCCAUUCGUAGGCUCAUCAUUGGCACUUGAACUCCCAGCCGGGAGUGGUGAGGAAGCUGUGAAGGAGUGGCUCAAAAAUGACCCUUAUUCUACUGGUGGGGUCUGGGAUUGGGAAAAUGCGAGAAUUUUCAGGUUUAAGGCGGGUGUGUCGAAUGUUAAGGAAUUGAGUGCAGGUGGUGCUGCCGCCGCUCCUACCGAUUCUAGCGAUGGGAAGGAUCAGGAAGCAUAG
Messenger RNA from Orbilia oligospora ATCC 24927, 414 nucleotides. RefSeq lists its product as uncharacterized. The record is from RefSeq and is a predicted model, not a curated record. The transcript has 2 exons. NCBI's taxonomy places the organism in Eukaryota, Fungi, Ascomycota, Orbiliomycetes, Orbiliales, Orbiliaceae. The coding region runs from base 1 to 414 and encodes 137 amino acids.